AAUAUACUCUUUUCUUCCCCACUGCCCUUACUAAGAAAUCAAACCUUCAACAGCAACAGUCCAAAGCUACCAUUACCAAAUGCACAUACACUUCUCUGCCUACUUCGCCUAGUAAUAACUUUAUAGCAGAGAAGAUAAGGGUUUGGUGGUCAUUGAGUAGUCUUUUAGCAUUACCUUUAGCAAUAUGUCUUCAAGAUCCUUCAAAGCCUCAGAUUCCCAACAGGGUAAGCCUCCUGGUGUUACCUUUGCAAGGAGGACCUCAUCGGGUCGGUAUGUGAACUUAUCAAGGGAAUCUCUGGAUAGCGAAAUUAGUGGCAUUGAAUUUGCAAACUACACAGUGCAUAUCCCUCCAACCCCUGAUAAUCAACCUAUGGAUCCUUCAAUUUCACAGAGGGUUGAAGAGCAGUAUGUAUCAAAUUCCUUGUUUACCGGAGGUUAUAAUAGUGUGACUCGUGCUCACUUGAUGGAUAAGGUGAUUGAGUCAGAAACUAACCAUCCUCAGAUGGCUGGUGCUAAAGGUUCUUCUUGUGCUAUACCUGGUUGUGAUGGGAAAGUCAUGAGUGAUGAGAGGGGUGAAGAUAUUCUUCCUUGUGAGUGUGAUUUUAAAAUUUGCCGGGAUUGUUACAUUGAUGCUGUCAAAACUGGUGAUGGCAUGUGUCCUGGUUGUAAAGAGGCUUACAAGAACACCGAUUUGGCUGAGAAUGCUGUGGAUCCUUCUGGACGACCUCAGUCUUUACCUUCAAAUGUUGGGAUGUCUAAAAUGGAGCGGAGGUUGUCGUUGAUGCGAUCAGGUAAUAAGUCAGCGAUAAUAAGAAGCCACUCAGGGUUGAUGAGGAGUCAAGCAGGGGAUUUUGAUCAUAAUAAAUGGUUAUUCGAGACAAAAGGGACGUAUGGAUAUGGAAAUGCUAUAUGGCCAAAGGAUGAGGGAUUCGGAAAUGACAAAGAAGAUCGUGUUGGUGAGCCUUCUGAACUUCUGAACAAGCCUUGGAGGCCGCUUACACGUAAACUGAAAAUACCGGCUGUAGUUCUUAGCCCAUACCGGCUCUUGAUUCUUAUUCGCGUUGUUGUUCUUGGAUUAUUUCUUCAAUGGAGGGUCACCCAUCCAAACAAUGAUGCUAUAUGGUUAUGGUAUAUGUCCAUAAUCUGUGAGAUUUGGUUUGCAAUCUCUUGGCUACUUGACCAGCUUCCAAAGUUAUGCCCCGUCAACCGUGCUACCGAUCUUAAUGUUUUGAAAGAAAAAUUUGAAACACCAACUCCGACCAAUCCCACAGGAAAAUCUGAUCUUCCAGGUAUAGACAUAUUUGUCUCUACUGCAGAUCCUGAGAAAGAGCCACCACUAGUCACUGCAAACACGAUACUGUCUAUCCUUGCUGCUGAUUACCCUGUUGAAAAGCUUUCGUGCUAUAUUUCUGAUGAUGGAGGUGCUCUUCUGACAUUUGAAGCAAUGGCUGAAGCUGCAAGUUUUGCCAACAUUUGGGUUCCAUUUUGUCGUAAACAUGAUAUUGAACCAAGGAACCCAGAAACCUACUUCAGCUUGAAGAAAGACCCUUACAAGAAUAAAGUACGUCAAGAUUUUGUGAAGGACCGCAGACGGGUGAAGCGUGAAUAUGAUGAAUUUAAGGUUCGAAUCAAUAGCCUCCCUGAUUCAAUUCGUCGGCGUUCUGAUGCCUAUAAUGCUCGAGAAGAAAUCAAGGCCAUGAAGCUUCAGCGAGAGGCAGCUGGGGAUGAGCUUUUGGAACCCAUCAAGAUAACAAAGGCCACUUGGAUGGCAGAUGGGACCCACUGGCCUGGCACUUGGAUGGUUUCUGCUCCUGAGCACUCUAGGGGUGAUCAUGCAGGAAUCAUACAGGUUAUGUUAAAACCUCCAAGUGAUGAACCCUUACAUGGAACCUCUGUUGAUGAUGGUCUAAUUGAUUUAACAGAAGUUGAUAUUCGGCUUCCCUUGCUGGUAUAUGUCUCUCGUGAGAAGCGUCCUGGCUAUGAUCAUAACAAGAAGGCUGGAGCCAUGAAUGCCUUGGUUCGAGCUUCAGCCAUCAUGUCUAAUGGCCCCUUUAUUCUCAAUCUUGAUUGUGAUCACUACAUCUACAACUCGCAGGCAAUGAGGGAGGGAAUGUGUUUUAUGAUGGACCGAGGUGGGGAUCGAAUCUGUUAUGUUCAGUUUCCUCAACGUUUUGAGGGAAUUGAUCCUUCCGACCGUUAUGCAAAUCACAAUACUGUUUUCUUUGAUGUCAAUAUGCGUGCCCUUGAUGGACUUCAAGGUCCAAUGUAUGUUGGGACCGGUUGCCUCUUCCGCAGGACUGCUCUUUAUGGUUUUGACCCACCACGAACCAAGGAAUACCACCCUGGUUGCUGCAGCUGUUGUUUUGGUCGGCGCAAGAAUAAUGCCACUGUGUCUUCUGUCUCUGAUGACAACAGGGCACUUAGAAUGGGGGAUUUUGAUGAUGAGGAGAUGAAUCUUGCUUUGUUUCCUAAAAGGUUUGGUAAUUCAAGUUUCCUCAUUGAUUCGAUUCCGGUUGCCGAAUUCCAAGGGAGACCACUUGCUGAUCACCCCGCGGUAAAGAAUGGACGACCACCUGGUGCUUUAACUAUUCCACGGGAACUUCUUGAUGCCUCCACUNUUUUUUUUUUUUUUUUUCUGUAG
This is a messenger RNA of Nicotiana tabacum (common tobacco), 2641 nucleotides long. Its product is annotated as cellulose synthase-like protein D3. Lineage: Eukaryota; Viridiplantae; Streptophyta; Magnoliopsida; Solanales; Solanaceae. Gene Ontology annotation, molecular function: cellulose synthase (UDP-forming) activity. The record is from RefSeq and is a predicted model, not a curated record. Gene Ontology annotation, cellular component: membrane. Gene Ontology annotation, biological process: cellulose biosynthetic process.